AUGUCCAAACACGCCUUUUCUAUAACUGAACGACUGGUCUAUAGGCUUGGGUGGCGGGGAUGGCAUGCUCAAAGCUCGAAAGAGUCGCACUACUUACAUACGUACUCCUCAGUGCACGGCGACAAAGCCGGCCAAAACACAGGGUUGUAA
Messenger RNA from Bipolaris oryzae ATCC 44560, 150 nucleotides. RefSeq lists its product as uncharacterized. The transcript has a single exon. NCBI's taxonomy places the organism in Eukaryota, Fungi, Ascomycota, Dothideomycetes, Pleosporales, Pleosporaceae. The coding region runs from base 1 to 150 and encodes 49 amino acids. The record is from RefSeq and is a predicted model, not a curated record.